AUGUUGGAAGACAUCGCCUUGAAGAGGCAAGCAAUGAAGCGACGAUAUUUCCAGAGCGAAAAACAUACGAUACAGGUUGACUACGUAAAGUACAUGGAUGAGAUUGCUUCAAUCAUUGGCUGCAAGCCUGAUCUUUGGAAGUUUGCGCUUUCCGAUCCGAGAUUCGCCCUACGCUUAUUCAUGGGAGCAAAUGUGCCCUAUGUCUACCGGCUAGUAGGACCGAACAAGUGGGAAGGCGCUGAAGAUGCCAUACGCUCAGUGCCGUACCGAAUAAAGAAGCCUCUCAAAGCUCGAGAAUGCAGAAUGCGAAAACACAAACGUCGUGGAGUCAUGGAUGAGUACUUCCGUUAUGCCAGUAUGAAGUGGAUUGCUGGUUGGACUGCCGUGAUCCUCAUGGUCGGUCUUAUCGCGUUCUGCUCCGGAACCGCUGGCAUGUCG
Molecule: messenger RNA, 438 nt
Organism: Ostertagia ostertagi
Lineage: Eukaryota; Metazoa; Nematoda; Chromadorea; Rhabditida; Trichostrongylidae
Source: the annotation of a GenBank genome assembly